CAAACACGACCGCUCAGUUUUUGGGCAUGCGAACCUUACUGAUGCGAAUUUGUCUUCAAGUAAUCUAGACUGGGAUUGGGGAGGGGGGAUCUUCAAUCCGAGACACGGCGGUUAUGUCGAAAUGGGCUCAGUCUGGAAGGAAGAGACAACAAGUAGACACGGUCUUUCUUGUUACCCUUGGCUAGAUUUUGCCAUGCCGUUCGACUCAGAACUACCCCCUGUUCGUCAGCGGAUUAGUGAGAAGAAUGUCCCUCUUUCCUCUGUUCGCCGUUUGGCAAGCAUAGAACAUAACGCCCUCACUAAUCUUCUCAGCGGCGCUCCUUGGGCGGGAAUCGCUGUCUUCCUCGAUACGCUACUAAAACCCGAACAGCAUGAGUAUGCGCGCUUCCCGACGACUAACGAACCCAGUUUAAGAUAUGAGGAAGCAAAUCCAGAGCGCCAUCCAGAAUCAGCGGCGUGUAACCGGACUUCCACUUACCUAGGAAAUCCGAUUGGCCUGACAAGCUCAAAAAGAAUCGGAAGUCCUGGAACAUGCCUGCUUGAACUCAUUCAACGCGCAUCAUCUCUUCUGCAUGGCACAUCAAGGCUAUGGCCAUUACCGUGCUUUGCUUCUCUGGCCAGUGCAUCGUCAACGAGUACUUCCUCAUCGAGUACAACUCUACAAGGCAGCAUCCAAGACAGCAUAUUGCAGCGCCUAGGUCAGUUUGCAUGCUCUCUUGUCCCAUGGAUAGGACCAAUCUCUAUCCUCCUCAUAGUUAGCGUGGUCUCCGCAAUUCUGUCUCGAUGGAAGUACAAAAUAGGGUUGGCUGGAGCCGCCUGUGCAGCUGCUUUCGUUUACAUUGCUGUACAUAACGACGCAAACGCUGAAAAACCAUGGAUCAUCGCGGUAUCCCUAUCUUACCUCGUUUUCCAUAGCCGGUACUGCUCGCUCACGACUCGCCUCCUCGGCUUCGAUGAAACCUUCGGUCUUGUCGCCACCCUGCUCGCGGUCGUUCUUUGGGGAUGUAUGGCUCUUAUGUCGCCCUUGGUACGUGCUUAGGAGUCAAAUACAGGCCUAGGCUAUCUCUGUGCUCUUGCGCCCGUGCACCUAGGUGUAUUUUUCGUUUGUGGGGUGUUGACACAUGUUGGGAGGGCAAAUAUGAGAGCGCAGCGUGACCAGGUGCGUAUUCUGCCAAGCACAAUUCAAGAUACCCAUUUGGGUGCACUAGGUGGGAGUUC
Molecule: messenger RNA, 1218 nt
Organism: Lindgomyces ingoldianus
Lineage: Eukaryota; Fungi; Ascomycota; Dothideomycetes; Pleosporales; Lindgomycetaceae
Exons: 1
Coding region: 122-1039 (305 amino acids)
Source: RefSeq, a predicted model, not a curated record